AUGGCUGAGGAAACAUUAGCAUUUCCAGCUGCAACCAGAAGCACCUCCAGCACGAGCACAGCCACCACAAGCACCUGUUGCCCUGGCCCCAAGGAGGUGGACAUGAAAGAUCACAGGGCCAGAAAAGAAAUUGCGAGAAACCGAGGAGCUGAAAAAGACAAAAAAAAAAAAGCUCCCCUUCCACAAGCACCGCCACUGCCAGAACAAGCAGAGGCAAAAGGGCACAAUCUUUACAAGAAGCUUUUUGGCCCAGGGGAGAAGGUUGGCUCCGUGGCGGCUCCGCCCGGCGCCCCGCGACGCAUGGCGAUGGGACAAGGCGAAUCUUGUGGCCUUCGUUCCUCCAAGAGCCAGGAUGUUCGCCCCGCCACUGCCCGCGCCGCCAGCCCCGCGCAGCCACGGCAGGUCUCGCCGCGGCCGGCACCCCGCCGGACCGGGCAGAGCCUCACAGCGCCCGCCAGCAGACCUGCGGCCGUAACCCCCACCCCGCCAGCGCCGGCUGCCCGGGGCGUGCGGGAAAGGAGUUUGGGCAGCAGCCAACGCAAUUUGGCGAGACCUCAAACUGCCAGGGCCGCCAGACCUCAGAGUGCUAGGAGAACUCAAACUCCGACGGUAAGACCACAGAGUGUGAGAAGAUCUGAUGGUGACACGCUGGGUCGAAGCCAAUCUCGAGUUUCACCAAGGCCUACAAGGUCCUCGAGCACGACGCUGUCGUCCCGUGGGACCCUUGGGACCUCCAAGAGCGCCAGCCAGUUGAUGCGCACUGGUAGCGGGACACCAGGAUCUCCUGCAACAGCCAUGGACUUGCCAUCGGUGGAGGAAUUGAAACGAAUGAUCGCAGAAACUAAGAAGGAGGUGCUUGGAAGUGCUGCUUGGGGGUGCGCGAAAUCCGUGCCGCGGGGCCCUGAGAUCACUGUUACGACACCAGAAAACAUCCAGGAGCGGAAGGACAAGCUGGCGCAGACGAUUGCCACCCAAAGUGAGCUUCGCGAAUGGCGCUGGAAGCAGGCUGAAGGAAUGAAGGCCUUGGCAGUGCAAAGGGCGCAGGAAGCCAAGGUGAACGAUCUCCAGGAGUCCAAAGACUUUUUGAAAUUCAAGCGCGAAGCAAAGCUCAGGACCAAAGAGGAAGAGUUGCAGCUGCAAACUGAGGUCUACCACGACCGCAAGAAGGACUCUGCAUGGAAUGUCGCCAGGGCGCAAGAAGCCGUGGAACAAGAACAGGCCUUAGUGCGUGAGAAGGUGGAUCAUGUCCAGCACCUGCGGGAGGAGAAGAAGCAAAGAGUGGAGCAGGAGAAAGUCUCCACAGCGCAGGAACACGCGCUGCAAGAGCACCUGGACGUGGCGCACUUGGCCAGACAGCUGGCCGCCGAGAAGGAGCGGCUGCUGGAGAAUUUGCAGUUCAGCCGCAGCUGUUUGCAAGCUCCCCUGAGGCGAAGGUAG
This is a messenger RNA of Cladocopium goreaui, 1437 nucleotides long. Lineage: Eukaryota; Dinophyceae; Suessiales; Symbiodiniaceae. The record is from the annotation of a GenBank genome assembly.